Phanerochaete carnosa HHB-10118-sp is the source of this 2012-nucleotide messenger RNA. RefSeq lists its product as uncharacterized. The transcript has 6 exons. The record is from RefSeq and is a predicted model, not a curated record. Gene Ontology annotation, molecular function: zinc ion binding. Bases 57 to 1862 code for a protein of 601 amino acids. NCBI's taxonomy places the organism in Eukaryota, Fungi, Basidiomycota, Agaricomycetes, Polyporales, Phanerochaetaceae. Gene Ontology annotation, cellular component: nucleus.
ACCAAUACACGUUCAACGUUCAACGUUCAGCGCUCAACCCCAUCCUUCGAGCCACCAUGUCUUCUCCUACAGCAGCGACAUCCAAUCCUCCCGUUUCCCGCAACCGAAGUGUUACGCAUCUUGGAGGAGAUAACGCAGGAGACCGUGGAUUCAAGCGCAAAUUCGAGGAUGCAAUUCAUAAAUUGGACGAGGCAGUGGGAUCACUCGCAUCUUCUGAAACACCUCCACCGUCAAAGCGAGCAAAGCUCUCCCGCUCACUAUAUUCCACUCUGUCGAAGUACGGCAUCAAGAAAGGCUCGAAGGAACCGACGCAAAUCUCGCGUCUAGACAGUCUCUCCAAGACCGCCCCUCACUUUGUUUCUAUCCUGAACCGCGCGGCUACAAAGACUCGCAAGUCAAUACCCUUCAAACCGGGACAUACGCCGUCGCUCUCACUUUUGUCUGCCCCCUCUACCGCUUCUGAAUAUCGUCCUUCCUCGACAGCAUCUUUUCUCUCCCGCCUCUCUUCUUACAAGCUUACCACAUACGCAAAUAAGCCCGCGUCAAUAGAUGCAGUGGCUGCGGCAAAGUGCGGAUGGGUAAACGAAGGGAAGGAUAGGCUGGUCUGCGGUAUUUGUGGCGUAUCUUGGGUUAUUGCGAAUAGCCAUGGGAUGGGAAGAGAUGCCGCCACCGCGCUUAUCGAGAAAAUGCGUACCAAUCUCGUGGAGAUGCACAAGGACGGAUGCCCAUGGAAGUUUAAGCAAUGCGAAGGCAAGUUGAAAAUCACUCGUCCUGCGAACAUUACUAACUGUCGUAAAGACUCAAUAUAUCGAGUUCCCCUGCAGACUCCUUCUGUUACGACGAGAGAGCUGAAAGCUCGGGCUGCGAAGCUUGAUCUUGUUGUCAAAAAUAUACAAAUCAAGCACCCACUUUCGGCUGCUCAACUCCAGACACUCCUCGCCAUUCUCCGCCCCCCCAAGCUGCACAAAGACGUUCCUCCUAGCGGUACAGAUUCUGCUGCAGAAUUCAUGGAAGCUGAUGAAGCGCCUGAACCCUGCGAGACUGCUAUAUUAACUGCAUUGUUUGGAUGGACAAUUGUGCUACCAACAACCCCUUCAGCAAUCCCCCAGCCUACGUCAAUCUCGCGGUCAGUAUCGAUCGCACCGUCAACUCCCAGGCGUCCGAAUCUUGGUCCGAACUACACCUCCAUAUCCCGCAGUUCCACUCCUACACCGUCGAGUCCUCGACCGUCACCGAGCGGGCGAGGCCUCAGCACAUUGAGCAUAGCCAGCGCGAGCGCUUCUGCUAUCUCAAGGACGAGGCCAGACAGCACGUUGCUUUUCUGCCCCCUGUGCCAGCGACGGAUUGGCUUGUGGGCAUUUAUUCCUCAGCUCCACUCUAAUGGGGACGUCAUACCGAUGCCUUCUGGCCCAUCAUCGGCUGGGGAGACGACAAGUCAGCCACGGAGACAGUUGGAUGUUCUGAAAGAACAUCGAUCGUACUGCCCUUAUGUUGUAAAAUCGACGGUCCUCCCAUCUCCUCCUGUUCUUCCCGCCAUCCGCCCGCAGACACCGACAACGCGAGCCGAGUCUUAUACGCUUGGCUCAAAUCCGUCCUUGUUGCAGGUCAAUGGACAGCUUCAAGCCACCGAGGGCUGGAGGGCUGUCAUGUCAAUGGUCUUACGAUAUGGCGCCACGCAAAAACAGAGAUUAGGUCGGCCUAGCAGCCUCAUCGAGACACAUGUUACGGCAAACUCUGGAAAUACGAGUGCUCCUGUUGAAGGGGAAGUGCAAGAACUUGACCAAGUGGGCGCCAUGGUAGAGGGAGUAAAAACUCGAGGCGGUCGGGAUCUUCUGAAGUACGUCAAGGGUUUACUGGGAUAACGGACGGGCAGUACUUGAGGAUACCGCGCCGCCUCCUUAGCGUGCAUCGUAGCCAGAAUGAAUGCUUCUAUUGAACGUUUAACCCUUGUACUCUUAUACUUCUUUGAGCUUUCUCAUUACAAGCGCACGCUGUCCUUGUGUCACAAUGGU